ACAAUAAUGAAUACAAGUAGUCUUGCAGAAAAAAAAACUACUUAUGAAAACAUAAUACAGAUAAAGGAUGGUUAUGAUUUACCUGUAUAUGGAAUCACCGAAGGUACUUUCUAUACACUUCACGUGCCAGCAAUGGCAUGUAUUUGUAUCAGCUUUAUAUGCGCAAUGUCAGUUAUUUUAUAUUCAUUCUAUCGACAAAAUUACUCUAAAUUUUUCGAUUGGUCAAAAAGUGAAAGAUUUGUGGUAUAUAUGUCUCUUUGUGACGCUCUAUUUAAUGUGUCACAUUUUAGUGACCAUCUUCAUAUUGUUGUAACAAAGUCGUUUCCAACACCAAAAGGACUAUGUGCUUUUUAUGGAUUUAUGCUUGCUGAAUUCAUAACAGCUCAAAAUUUGAUGGUCAAUAUCGUUGCUAUCAAUGUGUUUGUCUUAAUCUAUUUUCGAAAACAGAUGUUUUUUGGCAGAUGGGAUUAUCGGCUGUUGGUUUAUAUUUUUGGUGUUCCUGCAAUAGGUUGCAUAACUGCUGGAGCUUUGGACCAGUUUGGUCCAAAUGGAGCAUUCUGCACUUUUGAUGCUAUAAAAGGGAAAACUACAUACAUAUUCUUCACAACGGUACCGCUUCUGUUAAUCUUAGCUAUAAAUAUCGGUUUGUACACUUUAAGCUGGGGACGAAUUUAUCGAGAGACGCGUGAAAUUAAAGAUUCUCUCGGUAAAUCAUCACGAGCAUUACAAGCAUCGCACAAGGCUGCAAAGACUAUGUCUCUUUUUGUAACAGCUUUUUUUAUACAAUGGUGGGCUUUGGCUGUAUUUGGGGUAUGCCAGUUGAGCGGAAAUGUUCCGCCACUGUUACUUAAUUUGGUGACAACUUUCUCAAAUAUUGGAGGUCUGCUGAAUGGAAUUGUUUUCAUAUUUAUUGUAAAAAGAAAAAGAGAGAAGGCCAGUGAUAAUGGUUCGCACAAGUCAGGAUCUGUAGGAACUGGUAGUACACCGAUCCAAUCAAUAAGUCAUUCAACACGUGCAUCACCUGCGAUACAAAAUAGUGAAGUCUGA
Molecule: messenger RNA, 1047 nt
Organism: Mytilus trossulus (common blue mussel)
Lineage: Eukaryota; Metazoa; Mollusca; Bivalvia; Mytilida; Mytilidae
Exons: 2
Coding region: 7-1047 (346 amino acids)
Biological process (GO): adenylate cyclase-activating G protein-coupled receptor signaling pathway
Cellular component (GO): plasma membrane
Molecular function (GO): G protein-coupled receptor activity
Source: RefSeq, a predicted model, not a curated record